GGAGCAUGAAACUUCACAGCUGUUUUCACACACAGAGGAGGUCCAGGUGCGUCUAAAGAUGAACUGGUUUGUGACUGCUCUCACUCUGUGCGCCCUCGUGGUCAGCACCCACGGUGCUACAGGCACCAUCGCCUGGUGUUAUCACGAGCCAGCCUGCAAUGACACUCAGUGGCCAACCAUCGCUCCUCAAUUUUGCAACGGCAGUCGCCAGUCUCCCAUUGACAUCGUCACAGCAUCUGCCACAGCUAACGCCAACCUGACUGCGUUCACCUUUCACAACUACAGUAGCACGUCAGCUAUGCAAAAGAUCACAAACACUGGCAAGACAGUCAAAGUCACCCUCAGCAAUGUUGGGGUGUCAGGAGGAAACCUGCCUGAGGCCUAUGACAGCCUGCAGUUCCACUUGCACUGGGGUAAUGGCAGCGCCGUCCCCGGCUCUGAGCACACAGUGAAUGGCAAGCGCUACCCCAUGGAGCUACACAUUGUGAACAGCAGGUCGUCCUUUAAUGGGAACACAACUCUAGCUAUUGCAAAUUCAACAGGACUUGCUGCUCUUGGUUUCCUAAUUGAGGAAAUGUCAGGUGACGCAACUGGCCAGCCUGCAAGCUGGCACAACUUGACCUCCUACCUGACCAGCAUCAGGAACGCCGGUGACAGUGCUACAUUGGCACCGGGAUUUUCACUGAAUGAUCUUCUGGUCGGAGUGGACACCACCAAGUUCUACCGCUACCAUGGCUCUUUGACCACCCCCACUUGCAACGAGGCUGUGAUUUGGACUGUGUUCAAAGACACGAUCAAAGUCAGCAGGGAUAUAAUUAACCUCUUCAACUCCACCGUACGCGUUGGCAACGCCUCAUCACCUUACCAGGUCAAUGUCUACAGGAACAUCCAGCCAGCCCUGCCUGUGCAGACGCAGCCCUCGACCUCCGGCGCUUCCAAAACCUGCUACUCUCUGGGGCUGAUGGCGCUGAGCCUUAUUUUUGGCAAGAGUUAGAGCCGUGAAAGUUUGUGGUGCUGUCGUGGCGUCUCAGCCAGUGAAAGCUGUUUGCAAUAAGAAUACACCCUUUUUUCUUUUUUUUUUUUACCAUCAUUUGUCACCUUUCCUUGUAUGGAGCUAGAACAGGAAGUUUUGGCAUCAAGAAUAAGAUUUGGCAUUGGUUCAAGGAAACAUGGGCAAUUAAGAAAAUCCACUGAAAAAUAGAACAAGCAUUAAAGAAUAUUUAUGUUGAUGGGGGAAAAAAAAUGAAAUGGGGGAAAAAAACAGUGCAUCAGAAUAUCAUUUUAAUGCCUGCUUUAUUUUUCAGUGUCAGUUUUCAAUGCUAGAUUUUAUUUUCACUCCCAAAACUCAGUCACUGUUCUAUCUCCACACCCUUCCCCUUUUCCUAUGGUUUGUCUGACUUUACCAUCGUCCAUACUGUUAAUACAUAAAGUACACCCUUAUAAAUGCCUCAAAUUCAGCGUGUAGGGCGCAGUAUGCACUUGAGAUCACAUUCAAGCAAAACUCAGCCUUGGCACCACAAGAACCUUGUUGCUUUCCAACGUAGCUCUAUGCAUUAUUAAUACUGUUAUCAGGAAAAUAAUAAUAUAUGUGAUGACUGCCUUCCUCUUAGUGGUAGUUCAUAUCGUUUCCAGCUGUAAGCAAUUAUUUAUCUGUAGUCAGAUUUUAAUCUGUUGUGUAUGUUUGCACCUCUUGGUUAAUACAUGUUAAAUGUGAUGAAGAAUUCAGCAUGUUCUGCUGAGAUGUCAGGCAUAGCUCAGUCUGUUUCUAAGCUGCCAAAGCUACAUUCAGGCACCUGACAAAGGGAUGCACUAUCUAUACAAGUUUACCGGGAAGAUGUAGUAAUGGUACUUUACAAAUCCUGCAGUGUAAUCAGUGUGUGUCAGUAUUUAGUUACUCUAAAAUCUGCUAGCCUUUAUCUGCCUAGGGUUAAAACUCAAGUCUGUGUUAAUUAGAUUUUAAUUUGAGAUUUUUCUUUUUAUUUAUUCCCUUUUUUUUUGUUACCUUGAUUUUAUUUUGUCCUCACCGGUGCAGAUACUGACAGCAGAUGAGAUGUAGCCACAUUGCCGAGCUGAACACUAAACGAGACCAUGCUGCUUCCAUAGUGGGUGUAAUGAAGGAUUGAGGAGUCGCUCAGUCGACUGAACACCGUUAUUUAUCACAAUGAUUUGUCUAUGUUCCAUUUUUCCCUUCAGCCUCGCACUAUUUGCACAUGUGACAGAACUGUGAGCUCUUGAUCUUAUGCAUCUCUAAAUUAAAAUGA
Molecule: messenger RNA, 2261 nt
Organism: Epinephelus moara (kelp grouper)
Lineage: Eukaryota; Metazoa; Chordata; Actinopteri; Perciformes; Serranidae
Gene: ca15b
Product: carbonic anhydrase XVb
Exons: 9
Coding region: 59-994 (311 amino acids)
Cellular component (GO): plasma membrane
Molecular function (GO): carbonate dehydratase activity; zinc ion binding
Source: RefSeq, a predicted model, not a curated record